Messenger RNA from Salvia miltiorrhiza (redroot sage), 1452 nucleotides. Its product is annotated as probable sulfate transporter 4.2. The record is from RefSeq and is a predicted model, not a curated record. The coding region runs from base 1 to 1452 and encodes 483 amino acids. The transcript has 16 exons. Gene Ontology annotation, cellular component: membrane. Gene Ontology annotation, biological process: transmembrane transport. NCBI's taxonomy places the organism in Eukaryota, Viridiplantae, Streptophyta, Magnoliopsida, Lamiales, Lamiaceae.
AUGCUGCUUGGAUGGCUUCUUCGAUUCAUCAGCCAUUAUAAUUGGAUGUACGUGGGAUACAGUGUUGUGCGAAGCAGCGAGAUUAUUCCACUGGUGAAGAGCAUUAUUGCAGGGGCAGAUCAGUUCUUGUGGCAACCUUUUCUCAUGGGCUCCAUCACAUUGGCAGUUCUUCUGAUCAUGAAGCACUUGGGAAAAACUAGGAAAUCGUUGCGUUUUUUGCGAGCUUCUGGUCCCCUUACAGCUGUAGUUUUGGGCACCAUUUUUGUGCAUGUAUUUAGUCCAUCUUCAAUAUCUUUGGUAGGUGAAAUACCACAGGGCCUGCCAGAAUUUUCCAUCCCAAAGAAAUUUGAGUAUGCUGAAUCUUUGAUUUCUACAACGAUUCUCAUUACUGGCGUGGCUAUUUUGGAGUCUGUGGGAAUUGCUAAAGCACUUGCAGCAAAGAAUGGUUACGACUUGGAUUCCAAUCAAGAGUUAUUUGGUCUUGGUGUGGCAAACAUUGUUGGUUCUUUCUUCUCUAUUUACCCUACAACUGGAUCAUUUUCCAGAUCAGCUGUGAAUCAUGAAAGUGGAGCCAAAACUGGCUUAUCUGGAGUAAUUAUGGGAAUUAUAAUGGGAUGUGCGCUUCAAUUCCUGACUCCAUUGUUUGAAUACAUACCACAGUGUGGUCUAGCCGCCAUUGUCAUUUCUGCUGUUAUUGGACUGGUGGAUUAUGAUGAAGCUACUUUCUUAUGGAGGGUGGAUAAAAGAGACUUUCUCCUCUGGACCAUUACAUUCAUCUUUACCUUGUUCCUUGGCAUAGAGAUCGGCGUCCUUCUUGGUGUCGGUGUUUCACUUGCAUUUGUCAUCCAUGAAUCAGCUAAUCCACAUAUUGCCGUCUUGGGCCGUUUACCUGGCACAACUGUAUAUAGAAACACGCAGCAGUAUCCUGAAGCUUAUACAUACAACGGAAUUGUGAUUGUUCGCGUUGAUGCUCCAAUCUAUUUUGCCAAUAUAAGCUACAUCAAAGACAGGCUCCGAGAAUACGAGACUGUAGUUGAUGGACCUAUAAGGCGAGGCCCUGAGGUCGCAGGAAUUCAUUUUGUCAUUCUUGAGAUGGCUCCUGUCACUUACAUAGACUCUAGCGCUGUUCAAGCUCUAAAAGACUUGUACCACGAAUACAGAUCACGUAACAUCCAGAUAGCCGUUUCCAAUCCAAAUCGAGACGUUCUGCUGACUCUAACAAGAGCCGAGGUGGUCGAUCUAAUAGGCCGAGAAUCACAUGUGCAGAGCUUAACCGAUUCUUCCAUGAGCCAAUCUCCAUUGCUAGAGAAGAAAUCAAGCCUCUUCAAUCGACUGCUGAAACAGAGAUCAGAAGAAGCAGCCCUGUCUCAGUUGGAGUCGGGAAAUCGGGAGAUCUCCGCCUCGAGAGACGACGCCGGCCAUCUGGAGCCACUGCUGUCAAAGAAGACCUGA